Molecule: messenger RNA, 7380 nt
Organism: Pieris macdunnoughi
Lineage: Eukaryota; Metazoa; Arthropoda; Insecta; Lepidoptera; Pieridae
Source: the annotation of a GenBank genome assembly
AUGGAUAAGGAGAGCGGGGAAGGCGGGGACGCAGCCGCCAAACAGCCGCCCGAUGGUCAGUUCGACCCCUCGGCACUCUUUGGAGCGUACUGGGGUCGAGAUGGUGCCAGCAACGCGGCAGCUGCGCAAGCGCAGGCGCAGGCGCAAGCCGCACUCUUUGGCUUUGGCUCCCGCUACCCGCCACCCACCACGCUCGGUGUCGCAGCCAACCAGGCGGCAUCACUUGGACUACAUCCCGCUGCUAGUGCAGCAUGGUGGUCCAUGGCCUCGCACUUGGCGGCCCAGGAUUACUUAGCACGACUGCAGGCUACUGGACUUAACUUAUCUCCAUUAAACGACCCCUAUGCAGCCCUUUCCGCUCUUUCGGGUUCCGGUCUUAAACAGAACAAGCCGCCUAAACAGCCUAGCAGAAAUGAAAGAUCAGGACGUACUAGUACAUCUUCGAGUAUGUCAUCGAAAGACAAAACUCCCUCAACAAGUACCAACUCUCAACAUAAUAUGAACGAUUGGGCAUCUACAUAUGGUUUUCCCAAAACCUCGUCUCCAUCAACAAUGGCGUCGCAGUCCCUUUCCAGCUUGGCUUCCCUCAAUAGCCUAGCCCAGCAACCACUGCAGAGCAAAUCCUCCAGCAAACAGCCACAACCACCGCCUAAUAGAAAGUCAUCAACGAAGGAGAAAGAUCGAGAUUUAUCUGUAUUGCGAAGUGAGUUAAUGUUGGCCCAGGCUGCUGCUCAAGGAGCGUAUCAUGCUGCUGUAGCAGCUGCCGCUAAGGGAAAGAACAUGCCUCUACCUUAUCCUUUCGGAAUGCCCGGUUCAGAGAAGGACAGACGUACUGGCAUAGAUUCCUUGACUGGCCUACCACAUAAUUUACUCAGUGCCGCGUUGGAAGGAGGUGAUCCGGCGUCAGUGUUGGGUGGAGUGAGGCUUCCACCAGACACGGAAAUUAUUAAAUAUACCUCUUCAUUAACGGGACCUAAGGUUCCAGCAGGGUCAACUAACCGUGGUCGCAAAAAGACAAUAUCAUUGGACCCGCCUCACGUAUCACUUCACCCGUCCAGUGAUAGAAGCACCCCACUACCUAAUAAGAGGCAAAAAGUUGACGAGUAUGGCAAUUCAAGAUCAUCGGUGGAGGUGAUUAGACUACCUAAUAAGCCUGACCGUUCAUCAAAUUCUUUAUCAGCCACUCCACCGCCAAAUCUCUCCGAUUAUGCAGGUAUUUCAAGGGAGCUACUACAAACUAUAGCAAGUCAAAGUGGAGUUAGUUUAGCAGCGCUAGAACGGCAGUUAGCAGGUGCUAACCCGACUGACUCGGGACUAAACUUAAGUGUCAGGUCUGGUACAGAAGACACUCCUAUGGACCUAGGUGCCAAAUCUACUGAGGACGAUGCGCCUUUAAAUUUAUCCCUAAAACCUGCGCCACCAAAUUCACAAGCAUCGGAUGCACUAUCAAGACUUACAUCACUUAGCAGUUCACUCAGUGCGUCUAAUGAGAGAAUAUCACGUCGCAAGCCUGGCGCAAAACCCCGACGUGUAGCUCCCGAACCCAACGAAUGUCCGCGACCACGUUCCAGUGGGAGCGAGGACAGUGAAUCCGUGCCUCCCUGGCCUACUCGGGAGGGACGUCCGCGUAACCUAGGGCGUGGCGUAAGCAAGCCCAAGAAGAAUACCGUCGCAUCGCUUCUUGCGCAAAGUCGCGCCCUUGGCUUACGGCCUGCGCUCGCGCAACAGUUAUUAGGAGAGACUGAUUUGGAGAAACUCCGUGCAUUAGUGGGCGAAGGGGCGAGUACGGACUCUGAAUGCCAGCAAUCUGAUAGUAAUCCAUCCGACUCGGACGCAAGUGAUUCAGGCAGGAAGCUAGAUGCGUUACUACGGCUGCCUUUGGCUUUAGGAUGGAAGCGGGUGACAGUAAUAAAGGGUCUCUCUCGUAAUUGCAAUAUUAAGGGUGACGUGAGUUAUUCCCCACCAGAGCCACACACCGCUCUUCAUAUUAAGUCCACUCAGGAGUUACAGAAUUACCUGGACGCUAACCCGUGUCCGGCAUUAUCGCUCGAUAACUUCAGCUUCAGUUCGCGAACAGUUUUAGGAGAGUACGUCCAGACGUCCGCCGACACGGACCCCAUAAUCUUUACUGAAACUGACAUCUCCAAGAGACUAGAAGAAGCCCGAGCCUUGGCAGCGUUAGCUGGGCCUAGGUCCACGCCCCCGCCCGUAGAAAGGCGAAUAGAACUCGCACGACGACAACAAGCAGCAAGGGACGCUAGGAGGGACGCCUCUCAUAGGAAUCGGGAUCAGGCCCGCUUUGUUCGUGAAUACGAACGUUCUGAAAAGGCUGAACUAGUAAAACGGGAAAAAGAGGUCAGAAGUCAACAAUUAGUAGAGCAUAUCAACAAAAAUAGAACACAAUUGACAAUCGAAGCGCUGCCAAUGAAAGACGAAUGGAAAGUACCAGAGACGAUAUUACCGCCGAAAAAAGAUAGAACUAUGCCACAGAUUAGCCUAUCCUUAAUACCAGUGAGCGGGAAAGAUUCCCCAAUCAAAACAUUAAAUUAUGAACAAGGUAUUUGGAAAGAGGAAUCCGAAGAAUACAAUGCCUUGGACAAAAUGAAAGACUUUGCUGAAAAGGCCGCCUUCGAUCUGCCAAAAAGGCCUAAUGAUAAAAUAUUCGACAUCUCACUCGUUGCGGCAGCAGAAAAGGCUAGAAAAAAAGAACAAGCCCAACCAGUUGGCGAAAAUAAUUUAGAGAAAUUGAUCAAUUCUUAUUCGCGGAUAUCGGAGUUUAUAAACGGCUGUGAUUGGUCCAAAAAUAACGAUAAGCAAGACCAAAAGAGCUUAGAACAGAAGUAUUUAGACGCUAAAAACGAGUUUAUGUCCCAAAAUCUCAUGUUGAUGCCCAAAGACCAGAAAAAAGAUGUGAUCGACCUCAGUGGUGACGAGGAUAUUUUAGCUGAUAUAAAUAAAAAACUAUCCAAAGGCACGUUCAAUGUGGGAAAAGAUGGCGCCUUAUCUAUAUCUGUUCAGCCGUUCGCGAAGGACGUUUACAGUCCGGCUAAGAAACGAAAGCAAGAGGAUGCUGAAAAACAGAAAAACGACGAACAGGCGAAAAGACAACAGGAGAGAGAAAUAAAAAGACAUCAGGCGAUGUUACUCAAAGAGCAGCAAAAGUAUAUAACUGAGGAACGUGAAAGAAGACGACAACACACAACAUUUAUCAGACAACUUGACUCCAGAAGAAGAUGGGAAGAAAGGGAACGAAGAAAACACCAGAAUCUUUUAGACCGAUUGCUAGUUAAAGAGAAGAAGUUACAGCAAAGACGUAAAGAGAUGGAGCUGUUGUCUGAAUUGAGGAGACCACAGGAAGACUCAUCCCUGUCAGACCAAAAGCCGCUUCCCAACCUGGAAAGGAUACAAGGUCUCAAACUCUCAGGGCAGGCCUUCGCUGAUCUCCUACAAGUUUAUGAGUUCCUACACAACUUUGGACAGGCGCUUGGUAUUGAGGAUCCGGGUAUACCGCACCCGGGACGACAUACAACGCUGCUGGGACAGGCGAUACGUCUCGGUGAUAUACGGCCUGAAAAUCUCAGUGAGGUGCUGCGAAUAUACCUAUAUGCUAACGCUACGGGCGAGGUUAAGGCUUUGACAGGCCUAACAGUGGAAAGAGAACGAGAACGUCGUGUUGCUGAUCAUCAUCAGAGCGAUGCUGAGAUGCAACAAACCUGCGUGAGCACCAAAAACGCGGCAUAUUACGAGCAUCUACACAAUAAUAGCACUUAUAAACUAUCAGAAAUGCUUCGUGACAAACCUUUCGUCUCGCUAAACCCAAGCAGUAAGGCGCGAAUGUUGGCAUAUCUUUGUGACGAGCUACUACAAAGCAAGGCCGUCCUAAGGGCAGUGGAUGCUUCGUUAGACCACCUUAACCAGCUUCGAAAGGAGAGAUACCUCAUGGAUGCUAAAAUACGGAAAGUUCGAUCACUCUACCAACGCAAGUUACGGGCGGAACAAACUGAGAAGCAACAAGCUCUAGCAUUGGAGAGAAUGCAGCGGCUGGUAGAAGAAAGUUCUGGAAUUAUGCGUUCACCUGCUCGUGAAACUCCAGAAAAGUCAGAAACACCGAAAAAGGAGUCAUCCCUCUCACCAGAGGACAAACCCAGUACACCAUCCCCAUACAAGGAAGAGGAGCCAAGUGACAAGGAACUGUCGCCCUUAAAAGAGCUGAGCAAAAAGGAGAUUUUGAACAACAAUAAAGAAGAAAUUCCCGUGGAAGGAAAAGACAAAGAUAGCGUUAUGGGUGACGAUGUAUUGAGCGAUUUGGAGAGUGAAGGGACGCAGCCUGAAGAGGACGAAGACAAGAAUCUAUCAUCUGAGGAGUUAUCAAGGAAAUUAGAGAAACUAUUACGUCAAUCCGAACAGCAGGUGUUGCAACUAGCCGCCGCUUCCAAUUCAUUGAGGGCCACGUGUUAUGGGCAAGACAGGUAUUGGCGUCGUUACUGGUCGUUGGGCAAAUGUGGAGGCGUAUUGGUGGAAGGGAUGGAGUCAGCGCAAUCCGAAAUUAUGGCGUAUCAUGAGAAACUAGAGGAUGCUAAAAUUAACGGCGUCAAAGUCGAAUCAAAACAAGGAAUAAAAUCGGAAGAUAUUAAGACUGAGGAAAACCAAGACAAGGUGUCUGAUGCUGAAGCUGAACAGGAACUGCGGAGUAUCAAGAGUGAACUUAACCUCAGUGACAAGACUCAGAUUAUCAAAUAUGAACCCAAUAAAAUUGUUUGUAAGGUUGAAGGAAUAAAAAUGGAAGAAAAAUACAUCCAACAAAAGAGCCACGAGGAAGAAGACAUGUUGGACAUUGAAGAUUCCAUUCCGACGGCAUUUUUAGUACAAAAACCUUCACAUAAACCGCUCUUUGCCAGUCAAGCCGAGCCCGUAGACAAACCACAGGAUAUAAUUAAACUUGAAAAUCCCGCCAAAACGGAACCAAACGACAAAGAACAGGAAGAGCCCAAAGACUCUCUAGUCAACAAUUUGGAGGAACUCCGCAAAAUGGCGGAAGCCGUAUCUUCACAAUUGGACGCGGCUAAGAAAGCAGAAAAUGAGAUCAAAGAAGAAAAGCAAGAACAGCAGGAUAUAGAAACAGACUCCGCGAAUACCCAUCUAUAUUCAAAGAUGUUGGACGGAAAAUGGUUCUCCAUACUACGGCAUGAGAACGCUUUCUUAAACAAUAUAAACGAAGAGAAAUAUGACGUCCCGAAAUAUUGUGAUAACGAACACACAUGUAGUGAAGUCAUACAAUGCCAGGGUCAUAAAUGGGAUGUCUCGAAUAAUUUGCAUUUAUUGAAUGACCCGAGUUUGUUCACACUGAAUAGUAUGGUGACGAGUGUACAGGUGCCGUGUAAUAAUGUUUAUGCGGACUCAAGUCUAACGAUGUCAGGCUUGGACCAAGACAUGAUGGACGCCAGUUUGAAUAAUACAGAAAUGGAAGUCGAGGAGACGAAGGAACCGGAAAACGACUUGGAAAAAGAACUCCAAGCAGACUCCACAAAAGCGGACCUUGCCACUCAAAAGGCGAAAGCUUCAGGUCUAAAUAGCCUAGGGCUUCUAAACUUCAAUGCCUUAUCGACGUACGUCACCUGCGAUUCACCUCCUCCGAUACAAAUGUCGCCUGACGAACUGGACCAGCUGGAGCACUGUAAAAUCCAUGGCUUGCCUAAGAAGGUGGAUGGGAAUUUUGUUCCUAAAGAUCUAAGACAUGGCUGGUGGAGAAUAACAGAAUCGGAACAAAUGAAACAAGUGCUUGACUCGUUACACCCACGUGGAGUGAGAGAGAGGGAACUACAUGCGUCGCUCAUCCAACAUCUACCCACCGUUAAUAAUAAGCUAUACAUUGACAAGGGCGACACAUCUCUAACGCAACUGUCAGUGUCACCUUUAGAUACCACAGAUUAUACACCACCUGACGAACCUGGCUCAUUCUGUGCCAAUACUGCAAGGAGGGUCGAUAUGGCUUUAUUAUCUAUGGUGGAAGCCCUAGAAGAAAGAGUGGUAGCUGGCUCUAUGCAAGUAAAGGGCUGGCGUCCGAGCUGUUUGCCCCUUGCCCCAGACGCCUCCGGGGCAGAAAUAGUCGCCUGGGCGCGUCACCAACUUGCCCAACUCGAAGCUCACGUGGAGAGGCGAUAUUUGAAACCGCCCCUGGUACAAAGGUACGCUAGUACAAACGACGCUAACCUCGGAGCGAUGCUGCAAAGUGAACACGGUAAUGCAUCUGCUACGUCUCCGCAAAAUUCAGAGAACAAUGAGGGAAAAGAAACUCGUGGCAUUGCCCGUGGUCUCUCAACAUGGCGUGAUGCAGUAUCUCGGUGCAAUACGGCCGCACAACUCGCAAUGUUGCUUCAUGCGCUGGAGUCGCAUAUUGCCUGGGACAAGAGUAUUAUGAAAGCGAAUUGUCAGUUCUGUCUGUGUGGAGACAAUGAGGGUCAGCUGUUGCUAUGUGAUGGUUGUGAUAAAGGCUAUCAUACAUAUUGCUUUAAACCGAGGAUGGAGAAAAUACCUGAAGGAGAUUGGUACUGCUGGGAGUGCGUGAACAAGGCGCGUGGGGAGCGUGUGUGCAUCGUGUGCGGGGCGGGGACGGGCGCGGGUAGACUCGUGCCUUGCGCUUUGUGCGUACGCGCAUACCACGCAGACUGUCAUUACCCUCCAUUGCUCAAGAAUCCUCGCGGCAAGUGGUAUUGCGCUCAGUGCAUAUCGCGUGCUCCACCCAAGAAACCGCGUAAAUCAAACAAACGCGACUCCAAACAUAAAGACAUGUCUAAUAUCGAUCUAGACGCAUCUAUGGUACCUAGUCCAGCGCCAUCUCACGCCUCAACAUCGACAACUGCGGAAGAAUGUACCCCUAACGUGUUAUGUACACCUGAGAAGGACCACGACAAAAUGGAAGAAAGUGUUGAACACGAGAAUGGACAUAAUGUAUCAGAGCUACCAUUACCAAUGCCUGAGGAUGGUACACCGGAAAAGCAUCGCGCACUUCAGUUUGUGGCCGGAAAUGGCGCCAUACCUCACGAAGAACCACAUGUUGAUGCGAAAAAACUGAAUAAGGAGUUACAGUUUUGCAAAAACCUUCUAUGCGAAAUGGAAUGCCACGAGCACGCUUGGCCGUUCCUGAUUCCGGUCAACACCAAACAGUUCCCGCAGUACAAGAAAGUCAUUAAGAGUCCAAUGGACUUGUCCACUAUCCGAAGGAAGCUUCAGGAGCAAGGAUACAAAUGCAAGGAAGAAUUCGCAUCGGACGUACGCCUCAUAUUUAGUAAUUGUGAGAUUUUUAACGAAGAUGACAGUCCGUGUGGCCGAGCCGGACACAGCAUGCGACAAUUCUUUGAGACACGCUGGGCGCAGAUCUGA